Cryptotermes secundus is the source of this 4699-nucleotide messenger RNA. RefSeq names its product neurexin-4 (gene Nrx-IV). The record is from RefSeq and is a predicted model, not a curated record. NCBI's taxonomy places the organism in Eukaryota, Metazoa, Arthropoda, Insecta, Blattodea, Kalotermitidae.
GUUUUAACAAUACAUGCUGCCAGAGGAGAUGAAUAUGAAUGUAAUGAAGAUUUGCUGAAAGGUGCUGUGUUGACAGCUACAUCAUUUCUUCGGGACAGAGGACCGGAUAAUGCCAGAUUGUAUGGUGACAAUGCAUGGACAGCAUCCAACUCAGAUUUUGACCAGUAUCUGAUCAUUGAUCUGGGUAGUGUGAGGAAUGUCACUCGGAUUGCUACUCAAGGACGACGUCAUUCGUCAGAAUAUGUCAUGGAAUACAGCAUCAGUUACGGCACCAAUGGACUUGAUUAUGCUGAUUACAAAGAGCCUGGAGGUAACACAAAGAUGUUCAAGGGAAAUGUCAAUGGUGAUGGAAUAAGGAAGAAUGCAUUUGAAGUGCCUAUCAUUGCACAGUGGAUUCGUAUAAAUCCAACUCGCUGGCGGGACAGGAUUUCUCUCAGAGUAGAACUCUAUGGCUGUGAUUAUGUGGCAGACAAUCUAUAUUUCAAUGGUUCUGCACUUGUUCGAUGGGAUUUGAUGAGAGACCCCAUUUCAGCAUCACGUGAAUCUAUUAAAUUCAGAUUCAAGACUAAUGUUGCCAAUGGAGUUGUUAUGUACAGUCGUGGUACACAAGGCGAUUACAUUGCUUUACAGCUUAGAGACAACAGAAUGCUUCUCAACAUAGAUCUAGGUGCGGGCAUAAUGACGAGCCUUUCAGUUGGUAGUCUUCUGGAUGACAACAUUUGGCAUGAUGUGGUGAUCUCACGUAACAGAAAAGACAUCAUGUUUUCUGUUGACAGAGUUCAGAUUCGAGGCAGAAUCAAGGGUGAAUUUUACAGACUGAAUCUUAACAGAGGUUUCUAUAUUGGAGGAGUUCCUAACAAGCAAGAUGGCUUGAUUGUCAUGCAGAAUUUCACAGGCUGCAUGGAGAACCUGUACCUUAACUCAACUAAUGUGAUCAGCAGUAUUAAAGAAGCUACAAGUUAUGGUGAUACAUACUUGUAUGAGAAAGUACACACUCUCUAUAGCUGUCCUGAGCCUCCAAUUAUUCCAGUUACAUUUUUAACAUCACAGUCAUAUGCAAAAUUAAAAGGUUAUGAGGGUGUGAGGUCUCUUAACGUUUCUUUUUCAUUCCGGACGUAUGAAGGAGAUGGCCUCCUGCUUUAUCACAGGUUCACGUCGGAUGGUCAUGUUAAGCUCUUCCUACAUGAAGGUAAAAUUAAGGUUGAACUCUUCACAGCAGGAAAUCCAAAAGCUCUGUUAGACAAUUAUGAAGAAGUGUUUAAUGAUGGAAAAUGGCAUCAAGUGAUACUCACAAUUGGGACCAAUUUUCUAGAGUUGAAUGUAGAUGGGAGACCAAUGAAAACUGUUCGCAUAUUGUCAAUGACUACUGGAAGUGUUUAUUACAUAGCAGGAGCUCCAGUUAAUGUUAUAAAGCACCGAGGAUUUGUGGGAUGUAUGAGAGUGAUCAGCAUAGAUGGGAACUACAAACUGCCGACAGAUUGGAAAGAAGAAGAAUACUGCUGUGCCAAUAGUGUUGUGUUUGACACUUGUCAAAUGACUGACCGAUGCAAUCCAAAUCCCUGCAAACACUUGGGAGUUUGCAAGCAGAACUCAAUGGAGUUUUUCUGUGAUUGUACCAAUACUGGGUAUUCAGGAGCUGUCUGCCAUACUUCCUUGAAUCCUUUGUCAUGUACUGCGUACAAAAAUACAAAUGCUGUUAACCAGAGAGCAGAGAUGAAGAUUGACGUUGAUGGAAGUGGUCCUCUGCGUCCAUUCCCAGUAACAUGCGAGUUCUAUGCGGAUGGAAGAGUUCUGACUGUGGUGAACCACAGGAAUGAAGGAACAACACCAGUAGAUGGUUUCCCAGAACCUGGAAGUUUUGUGCAGGAUAUAAUGUAUGAUGCAGAUAUGGAUCAAAUAGAAGCUCUCAUCAACAGAUCUGCAACAUGUCAGCAGAGACUGCGCUAUGAAUGCAAGCAGUCACGUCUUUUCAACUCUCCAUCUGAUGAAGGAAAUUUCCGUCCCUCUUCUUGGUGGGUUUCACGUUACAAUCAGCGCAUGGAUUACUGGGGUGGUUCUCUGCCAGGCUCUCGCAAAUGUGAGUGCGGGAUCAUGGGGAAGUGUGUGGACACCACUAAGUGGUGUAAUUGUGACUCAGGUUUAGAUAGCUGGUUGGAAGACGGAGGAGAUCUGACACAUAAGGAACAUCUGCCUGUUAAACAGCUGCGAUUUGGUGACACAGGGAGUCCAUUAGAUGAAAAGGAGGGUCGAUACACCUUGGGUCCUCUCAUGUGUGAAGGAGAUGACUUAUUCAACAAUGUUGUAACAUUCCGCAUUGCUGAUGCUUCUAUAAACCUCCCAACAUUUGAUAUGGGGCAUAGUGGAGAUAUUUACUUUGAGUUCAAGACCACUGUUGAGAAUGCUGUCAUCAUCCAUAGCAAGGGACCAACUGAUUAUAUAAAAAUCUCCAUCAUUGGUGGUGAUCAGUUGCAGUUUCAGUAUCAGGCUGGCAGUGGCCCACUUGGAGUGAGUGUGGAUACUGCAUACAGAUUAGCUGACAACAACUGGCAUUCUGUAUCUGUGGAAAGGAACAGGAAAGAAGCUCGAAUUGUCGUUGAUGGUGCACUGAAGGCUGAAGUGAGAGAACCACCUGGACCUGUGAGGGCACUGCACCUUACAUCAGAUCUGGUUGUUGGAUCAACUGUGGACUAUCGUGAUGGUUUUGUGGGCUGCAUCAGAGCACUUCUGCUCAAUGGACAACAGACUGACCUACGGGGUCAUGUUAACAGAGGACUCUAUGGUGUAAGUCCAGGUUGCAUUGGUAAAUGUGAAAGCAAUCCCUGUCUCAACAAUGGUACGUGUCUUGAAGGCUAUGACAGUUUCAAAUGUGACUGCCGAUGGACAGCUUUCAAGGGGCCUAUCUGCGCAGAUGAAAUUGGAGUUAACAUGCGGCCUGAAUCUAUCAUAAAAUAUGAUUUUAUGGGCAGUUGGAGGUCAACCAUAUCAGAAAAUAUUCGUGUUGGAUUCACAACUACCAACCCUAAAGGUUUCCUCCUCGGAUUUUCAUCAAAUAUUUCUGGAGAAUAUAUGACAAUCAUGAUCUCUAACAGUGGUCACUUGCGAGUGGUGUUUGAUUUUGGGUUUGAACGUCAGGAAUUAAUAUUUCCUGGUAAGCAUUUUGGGUUGGGUCAGUACCAUGAUGUUCGCAUCACUCGGAAAGAUUCAGGUUCCAAGCUCAUCAUGCAGGUUGACAAUUAUGAACCACAAGAAUUUUACUUUAAUAUCAAGGCUUCCGCAGAUGCACAGUUUAACAAUAUCCAGUACAUGUACAUAGGACGCAAUGAAUCUAUGACAGAAGGUUUCAUAGGUUGUAUAUCACGUGUGGAGUUUGAUGAUAUCUACCCACUUAAGCUGUUGUUCCAAGAAAAUGGCCCAGCUAAUGUGCGUUCCUUAGGAAAACAACCCUUGACUGAAGACUACUGUGGGGUUGAACCUGUGACACAUCCACCAGAUGUCAUAGAAACAAGGCCUCCCCCAGUUGUGGAUGAAGACAAACUUAGACAAAUAUAUCAGCGUACUGACUCAGCCAUACUUGGAGGUAUUCUGGCCAUUAUCUUCUUAGCAUUGGUAAUAAUGGCUAUACUGAUUGGGCGGUAUUUGGCUCGCCAUAAAGGGGAAUAUUUAACUCAAGAAGACAAAGGAGCAGAGUCUGCAUUGGAUCCAGACUCCGCAGUUGUGCGCUCCACAACGGGCCAUCAGGUGCAGAAGAAAAGGGAGUGGUUUAUCUGAUACGAAAAUAAACAUUACAGGAGUAAAUGCGCUGCUACUGACGUCUGCUUCAACACCAUUUUGCAGCCGAGUCAUCUCUUUGUCAGAAUUAACCAGUUGUGUCUGAAUUUAAAUAGCCACAGGGCUAAAACUUCCAGAAAAACACUAAGUCAAGAAACAUGGGGUAGCUAUUUGGCCUUUCGUUGUAACCACAGCACGAAUUUGGGGUUCAAAACUCUCAGACAGUGAAAGCCAAAUAGUAUAAUGUUUCUGGCAGAGAAACAGAUACUGCAUCAGUGACUUUCUAUCUGUGCUCUGCAUAUGAAGUUUGUUUGAUACUGACACCAGCAAGUUAAAACAUUACAGGUUUUUGAUGGACUAAUGAGGUGUACACUCAUUCUUCUGUAGGAUGGAAUUGACAUCAAAUUCUCUAUCUACUUGAUGAAUUAGGAAUCCAGCCACUUGAGAGUUACUAUCUCAUGAGGUAGUACUGCUUGUGUCAUAUGCAGUGUACUGCUGAUAUGUUUUUCAUUACAAAAUCCUUCAUCUGGAGCUACAUGUCAAACAUUACUUGUUUGGGGGGGGGGGAUGCACUGUAAUUUAAAAUUCAAAUUUUGAUAAUGCAUUGGAUUACAAAAGAUAUUUUUAUGCUAGAAUGCACUCUGAAACACCACACUCCUUUUGGGUUAACCUAUAGAAAAACCAUGCCAUGUACUUUAGUCUCCUUUUAUGACUUUUCUGGAUAGAAAUUGCGGCACCAUAGCAAAAUUGAAACAUGCUCUAACAAUUUAAGGACAUUCCUUAUCCAUUUUCUAAGUCCAUACAUUGUUGACACCAAACAUCUCUUGUCAGUGUCAGGACCCACAUUCUGCAUCUGUUUUUGAAACAGAUUUUUAUUUUGGACUGUCAUUCUAAUUCCAGCUUCCAUAUUUAAAAUUAACCAUAUAUAUUG